GCACAAUCAAUAACAGUCGGUAACAUACCUCGCCCGUCGUCCUGCUUGAGCAACGUACGCAUGCACGCAGGCAAUCAGGCACGCAGGCACGCAGGCAUUUAAAACCUCGAUCGCCACCUAAUAGGCAGGACGCAAGGUUUUGUCUCGGGGUUCUUCUUUAGUUCUCGACGUUCCUUUUACAAGCUUGCCGCGUUGCGUUCCGUCCCACAACCAAAUUUGGCCAUCUAACCCCAACAAACCCUAGCAACAGCGCAUCAACCUCCAUCGGCGACCAUCGACCUCCAUCGGCGACCAUCUCUUGCCCGCUUCGAUACUUUGUACAUGUUAUCAUCUGUACUUUUUCUUUUGCCCGCCCGUCGCGUGUCUCUUUGUCGUCUCCACUCCAUUGCCGCUGCAGGGUUAGGAGUAGGGUUCGGGUUAGGGCUUUUGAGAGUUCGGUGGGGUUUUAGUGGGUUACGGCAGCCCAACCCCCCGACAACCAAAACGCGACGAUGCCUGCCCACAUCGUGUACGAUGGACACGCCGCCGACACCGAGGGAACGCUCUUUGAGGGGACAACUUUCUGGGUUGCCCAGCGCGUGCCCUCGCGGCAAAGGAUUCUCGGUUUGAUCAAGAGCAACGGCGGCAAGGUGGUGCUCGUGGACAAGCAAGCCGAUAUUCGCAUUCACGACCAUGCCCGUAAAGAUGUCCCUAGCGGCCAAGGAUUUGUGUCUUGGAAAUUCAUCGAGGAGUCGGUCAAGAAGGGCGACCUCUGCGAUGUCAACGAUUACAUCAUUGACAACCCGAGUGCGCCUGUGAGUGCGUUGGCGAGUGCGAGAGCGAGUGCACCGGCGAGAGCGAGUGUGCCUACGCCUAAAACUGCACCUGUAAAACAAACACGGACUCCCUUCACCCGCGAGGACGAUGAGCUGCUAGGUGCCUGGGUCCGGCGGUGUCGUGAUCAGGGAGAAAGCAUUGGCGGCAACGCCAUGUACCAAAAAUUUGCAGAAAAGUAUCCGCACCACACAUGGCAGUCCUGGAAGGACCGUUUCCGCCAGAAAUUCUCUGGUCUUCCCGAAGAUCAAAUUCCGGGCUGGAACAAGCCGCCGCCAGCCUCGCCAUCUCCGGGCCAUCCUUCAGCCGCUGAUGCCACCCGUGCUCCUGUACACCAGCCACCUACAAUUUCGGUAACACGUCCAGCCCCUGUGCAUCAGAGCCGGGCAUCGCUAGUCACCAACGAGACUGCAGUCUCUCAACCGAAGACCGGAUUCCAAUCGUCUGGUACUAAACGAGCUAGGGUGUUUUUUGACGACGUAGACGACGAACUCCUCGUCCGCUAUGUUACCCAGAGAAUGGAAAACGGCAAGGGGGCGAGCGGAAGACCAAUAGGCCCAAAUGGAAAUAUCAUCUUCCAGGAGCUCGCAGAUCAGUAUCCGCAUCACACUAUGCAUUCUUGGCGUGAUAGAUGGGUUAGGCACCUGUCAAGGCCAGAGGAGCCGGAUACGUCAGAUGACGACGACGAGCCUCCAGUUACAGUGUGUCCAAUUGUCAAAACCGAACCGCGCGUUUCGACAUCUUCCGUCCCUGAGAACCCUAUUUCGAUUUCGGACAGAGUAGAUCAGCAGACUCGGCCUGCCAGUGUUUCAGGCUUGAACCGAGUACCGCCGCCCAGACCUAACCCCAGGCAAAGCUCUACUCCUCUAUCAGCGACCGCGAGAGAAACCCCCGCUGCACACGUGGCUGAUGAGAACAAUGCCCCCUCAAACACGGGCAUUGUAAGAGCUCGAGAGCUCCGUGAGCUGAAGAGGGCUCGGAAGGAAAAACGAAAGGAUAAGGCAGAGAUGCAGGAAGCUGUCAAGAGCCAGCCCGAAAUUCAAGCCACGAUCCUAUUUCAGGCCAGGGCCAGAGGCUAUUUGACGCGUCGCUUUUUGUACAGCAGUGACGAGGAAGACUCUGACAGCGGCAGCGAGGAGCCCGACGGCGAUGACGAGAACCGCGAAACCGUCGAGCGCGAAACCAACGGGCCCAGUAUGAAUGUUCAUGAUGUCAGCGGACGUGAUUCUCCUAGUCCUGAGGUCGCCGAACCUGGGGUCACCGAACCUGAGGUCACCGAACCUGAGGUCAAAGAAGGCGACAGCAGAAACCCCAGCGGUGACGAGUCUGGCACCGAAAAGAUUGACGAAGAAGCUUCCGUAAAGGUCGAGCCAGAUAUGGAGGAUCCUGGCGUUUCUGUACCCGAGGGGGAACCCGACAUGGGCGAGUUUGAGGCCGGAAACGAGUCUGACGGCCCAGAAACUCCCCAGCGCUCGAUAAUGGACAGCCACGCACACGAGACUCAAUCUCAGCCAUCAUCUCCACUGACCGAAAAGAAGCAAUUCUCAAUACUUUUCGUUGAAAUGCAGAGGCUGCUCGGUACCACCCCAGUUCCAGAUGUUUGGAUCGGGGGCAAGUCUGUGAAUAUUUGGGACCUAUGGCAAACCGUAAGGAGUCAGGGGUCUACAGCGGUUCGAGACUGGGAAAACGUUGCCGAAAACCUGGGUCUUGACUGGAUCGAGAGCCCGGACGUGACAUACCAGUUGAAAGGCGCCUUCGACGAGCAUCUGGGGCCGCUUGAAGAAUGCUGGGAUGAGAUGAAGGAAACCAUGGAUAACAUGCCCGACGAUGACGAGUUUGGUGACGCGGAGUCUGGGGAUGGCGGGGCAUCCGGCGAUGACGAAGCAUCCGGUGAUGGUGCAACUGGCGAUGAUGCAUCUGGCAAUGAGACGGCUGACGAAGAUGAAGGGGCCGGCGAUGACGAGGUUCCUCAAAACCUGGCCAACAUUGGCCCCGAAAAACUCGGCCUCCGUCCAGAGUCGGUUGGAUUCGCAUCUUCGCCACCCAUAGUCCCGCUCCUGGGGGUUUUGAAGAGAAAGUCUGAGGGCAGCGCGGCUCUGCCGAGAUACGAAAAGCGACGCCGGUACGGCUUGGACGAGGAAAUUCCUUGCACCCCGGUUUCGGCGAACAAACGAACUGUGAAAUUUGCCGACACGCCGACAACGGCACAGAAAGCUAUCGGCUAUCGGCGAACCCCACACCCAAAGAGCAUUGAACCACAAACGCAGGACUUCAACUUUGCUGAGCACCGGCCAGCCCUGCAGCCGUCGAGGGUCGAGCCAGAAACGCAAGACUUCAGCUUUGGGGGGCAGGAGGACUACCAUUUCCUAGAUGAAGAAGAUUCCACUUCCCUGUCACAGCAACUCAGAUCAGAAACCAAUGCCCAGGCAUUGCCAUCGCUGCCGCAGGCUCUUCCUUUGAAAAAGCGGAUGAGCGAGAAGGCCCGACCACGGCGGGCAGUCUCGGUAUCUUCCGAGACUUCAUCGAGUUCUGGGUUUACUUCUCCUGAAAGAAUGGUAGCUGCUCGGCCGGCUGCUUCUCGCUCAGUUGCUCCUCGCCCAGCAGCUGUUUCCUCGAGCACUACAACCGGGGCAACGCGACGGGAACUGCCGACCGCCUGGACCAAAAACACGCCAGAUACCCCUGCAGGCCGAGUCGCUAGCGGACAUUUGACUGCCCGUGAGGCAUCAGCUCCUUUGGGGCUCGGGAAAAGCGCACCCAGGGUGGUCUCGAGUCGGCUGGUAGCUCGACGGCCGGCUGCCCAGGCUGCACAGCCCAGCCCCGUCACGAGUGUCUCGAGCAGGGGCAGCAAUCGUCACCGUGCAGCCGCCGGCAAUACCAGCGGGUACGACGAGGGUUACGGCGCGAAUUUCGACCUUAUGGAAACCAUCAACCAUUUUAUUUCACUUGGCUACAAGCAGAGCCAUGUGGUGACGGUGGUGAAAGCCAUCAAACUGGAUCCGGACCCGUUUGAUUUUGGCCUCGCGGGGCGGGCGUUGGAACUCAUCAAAAAAGACGGCCAGCUCCCCGGGAACAUGCAGGGUGUCUGGACGCCGAGAGACGACGACGUCUUCAUAUCCAUUGACCCGGCCACCGAGCGGGUGGAACGCCGGUGGGAGCAGAUUCGAGAGAGGGAGAUUGCGAGGGUGAUGGAGAAGCACGGACGGGACAAGCUUGCAAGGCGCCGCGAGUUUCUGUGGAACUUUGAAAGCGCCUAGGCUGGGACUGGCUCGAGUGUGCUGUACUCGAGCAAUGCUGGGUUGUUUACUUGCUUUGCUUGUGAAUGAAUGGGCUGUGGCUGGCACUGACAUUAUGCUAAGGGAUAAGUCAACUAUGCCAAAAGCAGAACACCCUAGAACCUAGAAGCAGAACACCCUAGAAGCAGAACACCCUAGAAGCAGAACACCCUAGAAGCAGAACACCCUAGAAGCAGAACACCCUAGAA
Messenger RNA from Lasiosphaeria miniovina, 4297 nucleotides. RefSeq lists its product as uncharacterized. The record is from RefSeq and is a predicted model, not a curated record. Gene Ontology annotation, molecular function: telomeric repeat DNA binding; protein binding. The transcript is spliced from 4 exons. Gene Ontology annotation, biological process: regulation of DNA-templated transcription; telomere maintenance via telomere lengthening. Bases 492 to 4070 code for a protein of 1192 amino acids. Gene Ontology annotation, cellular component: shelterin complex. Lineage: Eukaryota; Fungi; Ascomycota; Sordariomycetes; Sordariales; Lasiosphaeriaceae.